AUGGAUUCAGAUUCAUUCGAUAAUGUCACAUACAGGAAGCGACAAACCACUGGUUCGUUAGACUCGAUAGUAGGCUUAUCUAUUUCGACUGAUGAGCAUGAGAAAUCAAUACUCGAAACCACUAUGAUGAGCUUGCCAGAUAGCCUACAUAACGAUAGCAAUAAUGACAUAAUUAAUAGUUUAAAUGAAGAAAUAAAAAUACUUAAGAUGCAACUAAUGAGUGCGCAUCAAGAAAUAGAAAACUUGAAUUGUGAGAACUUUCGAUUGAAAUCAGAUCUACAAAAAUCGUUAAAAACUGUUGAAACUUAUAAAAAUAUCUGCGUAACCCCAGAUAGAAAAAAUAAUACAUCGUCAUCAUUUCGUAAAAAAAAGUACAGACAGCAGAAAUUGCCUGUUACACAAGACAUUGAGUUAGAAACUAUAGAGGAUAAUAACGAAAAGAGUAACUCUAAUAUGUUAAAUAAAGAAACACAGACUACCCUUCUCAGUAUGGACGCACAUACACAAACAGAACAAAAUCUAAAAACAUCAUCAAAACAGUGCAACAUUGCUAACAAAAACUUAGCAGGCACUAAAUCCACAUCUAAACAAAAAAAAAUAAACUGUGUAUAA
This is a messenger RNA of Parnassius apollo (apollo), 612 nucleotides long. Lineage: Eukaryota; Metazoa; Arthropoda; Insecta; Lepidoptera; Papilionidae. The record is from the annotation of a GenBank genome assembly.